AUGCCCAAGGAGAGCAUAGCAGACGCCUCCGCGAGAACAUUUGCGGAGUUACUGUCCGGACCGGUGUUGGAUAUCUUCGUAGGGCCCGAGGGCCGGCGGUGGUCGCUACACCAAAACUUGCUGAUCCAUCAUGCGCGCUUCUUCGAUGAGACCUUCGCCAUCAAUGGCGAGAACAAGAAGAUAAAGGACGGGAAACUGGAGCUUCGCGACGAGGAUCCAGGAGCUUUCGAGUUGCUGGUCAAGUGGCUCUAUCAGGGCAAGAUAGACGACGUGUCCUGGAUGCCCAAGGACGUCAAGUGGGACUAUGCAUUUACAUGUCAAAAGCUAUAUCUUCUGUGCGAAAGUAUUGGGCUGCAAGAGCUGAAAAACCUGGCUAUUGAUCAGUUCCGCCGAGGCUGCCAUGAGGCUGGAUUGGUUCCUGGACCAGAAGAGAUGAGACCCAUUUACGAAAAGACCCGACCUUCCUCACCGUUUCGGAGGCUGGUGAGUAAGAUUGCCGCCCGACAAAUAAUGGACCCGGGUUCCGAGAGGGAUGCGUCGUCGUAUAGGGACUGCUUCGCUGCAUCGCCAGACUUCGCCAUUGACGUGAUCAAUGCUAUCAAAGCAGGCACUGGUGGAUCACUAUUCGAUGACCCUACCGAAGGAAAUUCCUGCAGAUUUCAUGAGCAUGAAGAUGGGGAGACUUGCCACAAAACCGUCAAAUUCAAGGACAUAUCCUGA
This is a messenger RNA of Capronia coronata CBS 617.96, 720 nucleotides long. RefSeq lists its product as uncharacterized. NCBI's taxonomy places the organism in Eukaryota, Fungi, Ascomycota, Eurotiomycetes, Chaetothyriales, Herpotrichiellaceae. The transcript has 2 exons. Gene Ontology annotation, molecular function: protein binding. The record is from RefSeq and is a predicted model, not a curated record. Bases 1 to 720 code for a protein of 239 amino acids.